Molecule: messenger RNA, 2417 nt
Organism: Cokeromyces recurvatus
Lineage: Eukaryota; Fungi; Mucoromycota; Mucoromycetes; Mucorales; Mucoraceae
Exons: 1
Coding region: 95-2386 (763 amino acids)
Source: RefSeq, a predicted model, not a curated record
UUUUUUUAUAAAUAUUUAUUUAUUUAUACAGUAUUUGCUGUUAAACUUCUACGUGUAAAAGAUUAAUAAGAUCAACAUGACAACGACCAAAAAAAUGAAAUCAAAACUUGAAAAGUAUUUGCUAAAUUCAAUGUUUGAAAACGCUUUAUUUUCAGAUUUAUCUCUAGUCUUUAUUCAUCCAUCCUAUCCUUUUUCCAUGCGAUUCAAUGUUCAUAAAUCAAUUGUGAGUCAAUCGCCAUUUUUACGUAAAUUAUUAAAGAAUAUGGAUAUUAUAUCGAAUUCACAAGAGGAUGAGGCAGAUCCUUCAACUAAUACUACACAAACAUUGAAUAAAGAUAAUGGGGUGACAUGUCUCACAAUUGAUCUCGCAAAAGCAUUUGCCCAUUGUGGGUUCAUCUUGGCUCCCUUUCAACACAUCGUUCGUCGUAAAUGGCAAAAGACAACAAAUAAUAAUUCUAUCCAGCAAAAGAAAAAUGAACAGUUUUCGUAUUCAACGUUAUUAGCGUCCCAUAUUCGAUUUGUACUAAAAUGGAUGUAUUGUUUAGAUAAGCAAGAGCUCAUACAAGGCAUGCAAGAUAAAGAUACAUUAAGAAUUCUUUCAGUUGCUGUCCUUUUGGAUGUUCAUGAUUUAGCUCAGGCAUGUGUAAAUCGAUAUACAUCAAAGCAAUUGACAUUAGAUAGUAUUAUGCGUGAUCUAGAAACAAUCUGUCAACUUCCAAGAGGACAUGAUGCCUAUUUACAAUUAAGAGAUGCUGCAUUAUUGUUAUUGUUUCGCUUUGGCCCUGAAUAUGCAUCUCAAUUAGCUAUGUUACCUGUUGAUUAUAUGGCUGAUGUUUUAUGCGCAGAUCUUUUAUUUGUAUCUUGCGAAUUUGAACGUUACUGUCUUUUAAGAGCAGUAUUGAUUGCAUUUAUGCAAUCUGUAGGAAAGAUCACUUGGACGGCUCAUGGCCCUGUAGAUCAAGACUCUAAGCGACUUUCGGGCUUUGUUCGACCUUUAGGAAUAAAUAAUAAUAAACUAUACGACAGCAAUAAAGCCUUAACAGCAGACGUAGUAAGAUCAAGAAAACGUAAACGUAUCCCAUCAGAAGACCUCGAAAAUCUGCCUACAACUACUACAAAGGAUAAUUUACAAAAAUUGAAUCGUUUAAAUCGACUUAGCUUCUCAGCUCUUGUUCCAUUCGAGAAAUUAAUGGCAGAUGCUUCCUCGGGUGGUGUGAUUGAUAAAGCGACUGUGUUGUCUUACUUACUUCGUACCACAGUACAUUAUAGUAAUAUGACAUUUGAACAACUUACCUCUGUUCGACAAGAUGGAAUUGUUGAUGAGGGCAUUGUUUUUCGAGCACUAUGGCAACGUGAGGCACUAGAGCGUGUUCUAUUCCCCUCCACUUAUCAUGUACAAACACAAGAGCAAGAAAAUGAAGAGCAAAGACGAUUAACUCUUUCUGAAAAUGAUGAACGAAGUGCUGCUUUAAAUGAGUAUUUUGACGUUGAUAAUUCAGAUGCACACGAGAAAAGAAGACGAUUAUUACUUGGUACACCUCGUUUUCGAUUUCGAUCUUCAGUAUUCAUUCCCCCAUUCUCGGAAGAAAAUAGCUGGGAUUGUGAGCUUAAGGAAGCUACAACGAUCACAACGGAUAUGGAUAUGGGUGUAUUUGAUGAUGACGAAAGUGAUGGAUCUGUUUGGUCUCUAUCAGACAAUGAAAAUGAUGAGAAUAGAGAUACAGAGAGUGAUCAUGGUCGUUCAGAGGCAGAUACCUCAAAUAAACAGACAGAGAUAACAACAUCAAACUAUAAAUUGUACAAAAAAAUAUUUUAUUCCCAAGUAGAAAAAAUCCUUGGCGUCUCUUAUCGAGUACAAAUUGAAGCCCAAGUGAUGCCUCGACAUCGACUUUAUAUCAAAGAAAAUCAAGAAGAUAAUAAUGAAGAAGAAUUAUUUUAUGAAGAUCACGAUCCGAACGAAAAUGUACUUGUAUGUAGAUUUGAAUUACAACGUGAUAUGAGACAAAUUGCUUUACCACCUAUUGAAAUUAAAAAGGAGAACAACAAUAAACAUUUCAAGACAAAUGAUGAAAUAAUUCCUGUAAAACCACCAUCACAAAAGAGAACAACACAAACAAAGAAUCCUGAGACAAACCCACAAAAGACUAAAAUUCAUUAUUGGAUUCAUUGUCUUAAUAGACAUGAAGGAAUUUUGGAAAAUGAUCGUAUUGAUCCAGAGGAUAGAGCUUUAAUCGCUGUCACAGAGCAGUGUGAAAGGGAAGAUGGUGAGCCCGGAGAAAUGGAGCCUGGCUAUGUGGGACAAGUAUUAAUUAAUGCUGAUAUGAAAAAAGGUGUCACCAUCGACACUACCGUCACAUUAGAAAUUUUCGGUUUCAACAAAGUUUAGAAGACAGUUUUGAUUGUGGGGUUAUUAAACU